AGCAGAGUAACCAAAACAUGAGCGUAGGGGCAGGCGCAGGCUGGGAGUGACUGGGGGAAGCGAUUAAUUCGAUGAAAAGGAGAGCCUUCACUAGACAAACUGCUGGGAUACAGAGAAGCACAGCAGACAUAUGCAUGAUCUGGGGACUGUUUUCUCAAUUCUGCGACGAGAUCCGGUGGGAAAAUCUAGGUAAAGCUUAAGACACACGUGCACCAUUGAAGAGUUGAUGCUGAUCGGCUGCUGGCAAUAUCCCAAAAGGGAUGUGUCCCUAUCCAUGCAUUGGAUGCCCCCGAGUCGUGUCCGAUGGAUUGGUCUAUGAACUCGGCUUUGCUCGGCACCAGCAACAGCACAUCCGCAGACGACGCAUCGGAGAGGGAUCUGAUGCUAGACAUCGUUUCCCUGUCUCCUGUCCUGAACGGCCUCGCCACCGGAAGCAGCGCUGGAAACCACACUGCCGAAGACGAACCGCACCGGCGACUUGGACCGGCCAGAGGCGCGGAGGCGAGUCCGCUCCUCCACGGCAUUUCGGUGACGGUCCAGGCGCUAGUCCUCCUGGCAAUUUUCCUCCUGUCAAGUUUAGGCAAUUCGGCCGUCGUGGUCAUCAUUAUAAAGCACAGACAACUGAGGACGGUAACGAACGCCUUCAUCAUGUCUCUGUCCCUAUCCGACUUCCUCACGGCCAUUCUUUGCUUACCGUUUUCAUUCAUGAUGCUUUUCAGCAGAGACGGCUUUUGGAUUUUCGGGGACCCGCUGUGCGUUGCAAACGGGUUCUUCAACACCUGCUUCGGCAUCAUCUCCACCCUCACCAUGACCCUGAUCUCCUUCGACCGUUAUUAUGCCAUCGUGAGGCAGCCGCAGGAGAAAAUAGGGAAAAGGAAAGCCAUCCAUCUGCUGGUGGCGGUGUGGGUGACGGCGGUGUUGUUUUCGCUGCCGUGGUACUUAGUGUUACGUACAUCCAAAGAACUGGUGGUUCACAAGCGAGGGUUUUACCAUUGCAUGUACGUCUUCCAUUCGGGGAACUCGAGAAUGGGCGCUGCCUACAGCAUAUCCCUGAUCGUGGUAUGCUACCUGCUCCCAUUUGCCCUCAUGUGCUUCUGCCACUAUAACAUCUGCAAGACAGUCAGGUUGUCAGAAAUCAGAGUGCGCCCGGUGACCACGUACGCCCACCUGCUCCGCUUCUACAGCGAGAUGCGCACGGCCACCACGGUGCUCAUCAUGAUAGUGUUUAUCAUUUUCUGCUGGGGGCCAUACUGUCUGAUGGGGAUCAUCACGGCCAUGGGGAACUAUACGUUCAGCCCCGUGAUGGACACCGUGGCCAUAUGGAUGGCCUGGGCAAACGGGGCCAUCAACCCUCUGAUUUACGUAAUCAGAAACCCGAACAUAUCGAUGCUUCUGGGACGGAACAGGGAGGAGGGAUACAGAACUAGAAACGUGGCCGCCUACCUGUCAACGCAAAACCGAAGCAGGGACGCCAGAUCGCGGGCCGACAGGAUCAGAGACAGGUACGCCAGUAGGCAUGGGGUGGGCAGCCGGCUCUCCUCCUCCAGUCCGGCCAACGGAGGGGACAUCGCCAUGUGGGCGUGCAAAAACCCAGCCGUGCUCUUUUGCAGGGACGGUCACCCCGACACGGUGUCCCAAUCCGUUGUGGCCAAAACGGAGACCGCUGACACCAGUUUAUGAUUUGCUCUAAUUUGCGCCUAUAAUUACAGAGAAUAGCAAAUCAUUAAAGAUGACUGUUUUGUGCCAAAAUAGUGGUUAACUAACCCCCCAGGGAAGGCGGGUUAAUAAUGUCCUAAAAAAACGAAAUGAUUCGCAGUCCAACUAUCUCUCAGCUGACAGAGCAUCGGUAGACACUGUGAAAGCAGAGCUGGCGCAGAAGGCGAGGAAAUAAAAUUAUAACAAUUUUUUUUAAAAAUCCAUUAUCAGUUGUUAAGUUACGGCCCAUGGGCUUUGUUAAAGUGAAGAUUUGGAGGGAAAAAAAUGUUUGCUUUUUUCACGUGAACUGCUACAUCAAAGAAUUGUCUAUCAGAGUAUCAUUAUCAAAUACAAUCCAGUUAAACCCACGACAGGCUGUGCAUUUUAUUUAGGCCUAAUUGUGUCCGGUGAUAGACCAUUGUGGGUAAAUGAAGCUCUUCAAAACUACCACGGACGAAUUUUAUUCCCCGUAGGCCUACUUUAAAAUGCUGCCACGCUUAGGACUUCAGUUUCAUUUUGCGGCAGUUUUUAAUUAUUUUUACAGAAAAGCAGGCUACAGCAUUAUUCCCAUCAUCGCCAGAGAUCAGUUUUUAUAAUGACAAAACAACUGUUUAAUCUGACCAUCUGUUACAAUGAAGUUUACGGUCUUCCUCAAAUGCAAAAUAGGAUUAUCGUCCAGUUAUCCCGUGUUAGCAUAUUUUAGACACAUUUUUAAAAGGCAAUAUUUAUCUUACAAAACUGAUAGAAAUGGUACCGUACGUCCGUACUUUGAACAGACAAUACGACGUAAAUCGAUUCCGGCAUGGAAAUUGGCAUUUUACAUUGGAAUUUCCCAAAGAAAACCAUCACAUAAAUACCUGUAUUACAAAAAAAUAAAAAAUUAAAUCGAAAACUGUCACUAGAUUACAAUCCAAGGUUCUAUUGUGCAGAGCAGCUUUUUCACAAAAAGUGCUACAUGAUACAAGAGAGGCAGUAUUAAAACCGUCAGGGCCCUUGGCCCGUUCACUAUGUCAUGGCAGUGUGUGGGAAGUUCGGAUGAAAUCACAAUAUGUAAACCACAAUUACAGUUCUCACAAGAUUCAAACAACUCCCACCCAGAUACAAUAAAUCAAGUUUGGAGUGUCACCAUUUUAAGAGAGUCCGACAAAUAAAAGCACAAUGUUUUGCACAUUUCCUAGAAUGUAACGGCAUCGCACCAAUUAGAAUGUUAAUUGGUGUGGCGCCUCAAACUGUGUCUGAAUAUAGUGUUAAUUUAUUUUUGCUGCUUGUAACGUUAGUGAAAUUCAUUGCCUAACUGCUUGUGACCCAAUGAUGUAGAAUUCGAUUUUGCAAAUGAAAAUUAAA
This is a messenger RNA of Brienomyrus brachyistius, 3039 nucleotides long. Its product is annotated as G-protein coupled receptor 135. Bases 304 to 1680 code for a protein of 458 amino acids. Gene Ontology annotation, molecular function: G protein-coupled receptor activity. The transcript has a single exon. Gene Ontology annotation, cellular component: membrane. NCBI's taxonomy places the organism in Eukaryota, Metazoa, Chordata, Actinopteri, Osteoglossiformes, Mormyridae. Gene Ontology annotation, biological process: G protein-coupled receptor signaling pathway. The record is from RefSeq and is a predicted model, not a curated record.